AUAAAUCCAAUCAAAUAAUAUAGUUUCAAUCUUUCUUCCACAUAAUCGUUCUUACACAUAAUACAAUCUCAUCAAUGAACAUAGAACUUAUAAAUGAUAAAAAAAAAAACGAUAAUGGUUAUUGAUAGAUGUCAUCCUAUAUUAUUCGUGAAUAUGCACGCGAAAGUUCAUAUACAUUCAUAAAAACAGAAACAUGCGCUUGCGUCCUAACAAUAUCGCGAAGAAAGUUUUUAACCUGCCGAUCAGUCGACAGUAAACACUUCAACUGUCACUAUGCAUGAUCGAUCACUCCACAAUAUUGAAAGUCAGUUAAAAAAUAAUUAUUAUAAGAGUGAUAUACAUUACACAUUACAAAUGUGUCAAUGGUUAUUGAAACUAAUCGGAGUGUGGCCUCUCAUUUCCAAUCAAACUAAGAAAUUCGAACAGCUCGUUUCGAUCAUUCUAAUGACUAUGUGCUUCUCCAGUCUGUUAUUUAUCAUCUUACCAUCUGGUCAUCAUUAUUUUUUUAUAGAGAAAAAUUUGAAUAUGAAAGUGAAAGCUCUUGGACCAGUUAGUUUCUGUAUAUCAUCCACAAUUAAAUAUUGCUACCUUGCCUUAAAAGGAUCCUCAUUUGAAAGAUGUAUUGAACAUAUGAAAAGAGAUUGGAUGAUGGUGCAGGAUCCAAAUCAUCGAACGAUUAUGUUAAAAUAUGCGACGAUUAGUAGAAGACUUAUUACCAUAUGUGCUGUUUUUUUAUAUUCAGGAGGAAUGUCGUAUCAUACUGUAAUGCAAUUUUUAUCGAAAGGAAAGAAUAAGGAUAAUCACACGAUCAGACCAUUACCUUACAUUGGCUACGAUCCAUUUUUCGAUACACAGUCUAGUCCUACAUAUGAAAUUGUAUAUUGUAUACAUUGCUUUACAGCGAUGAUCAUGUAUAGUAUUUCAACGGUUGCAUAUAGUUUGGCAGCAAUCUUUGUUACACAUAUUUGUGGACAGAUUCAGGUACAAAUAGCAAGAUUACAAGAUUUGGUCGAAAACAAGGAAAAGAGGAAAUAUGAAAAUUGUGAUCCUUUUGUUCUUAUCGUGCACGAUCAUGUGGAAAUUUUAAGAUUUUCGAAUAAUAUAGAAGAAGCUUUAAGAGAGAUAUGUUUUACGGAAAUCGUAGAAUGCACAUUAAAUAUGUGUAUGCUCGAAUAUUAUUGUUUAAUUGAAUGGUCAGCAGGUGAUACAAUUACACUUUUAACUUUUUUUACUUUAUUGACUUCUUUCACAUUUAACAUAUUUAUAUUCUGCUAUAUAGGUGAAAUUCUGACUGAGCAGUGUAGUCAAAUUGGUACAGUUUCCUAUGAAAUCGAUUGGUAUAAAUUAUCAUCUAAGGAAGCUUAUGAUCUUAUUUUAUUAAUCUCCAUAUCGCAAUAUCCACCAAAAUUAACAGCAGGAAAAAUAAUCGAAUUGUCUUUGAAUACAUUUAGCUCUGUAAGUUUUGAUUUUUCAAACAUUUUUAAAAACAUUUUUAAAUUGAAAUUUUAUACUGAAUCGUUUUUAGGUAGCAAAAACAUCAGUAGUUUAUUUGAAUUUGCUUCGAACAGUUACAGACUGAUAUUUUUUAAUGAAGAAUCAAGUACUAGUGUAACAUCUGGUGCUUGUGGCUUGGCCGCACUUUUCGUAACCCAUGCCUGUGGACAAAUCGACGUCAUUAUAUCUCGAUUGGAUGACAUAGUUGCUGGACAAUUUUACAAGAAAAAUUCAAAUCCAAACAUACGACUGAUAGAAAUUAUUAAACAUCACAUAAAAAUUUUAAAGUAAAAAUAUAAAAGUGAUGUAAGUCAUUAUUUAUCGUUCAUGAAAACUUAUCAUAUAUUAUUGUAGAUUUUCAGCUGUGGUUGAAAAAGUACUGCAAGAAGUGUUCUUUUUAGAAUUUAUUAGUUCCACUUUUGUAAUAUGCUUGCUUGAAUAUUAUUGCAUUACGGUACGUUUUUGUUUUUUUCUAUUUUGAUUUCAUAUCAUAUCAUAUUUUUAUAUUUAUACAGGAUUGGGAGCAAAAUAAUAUAAUUAGUCUGACAUCGUAUGCAUUACUAUUAAUAUCAUUGACAUUUAAUAUGUUCUUAUUAUGCUAUAUUGGUGAUCUUCUAAUACAAAAGGUACUUUUUAUUUUUAUAAUUGUAAGAAUGUUCACUGAGCCAUCUUUGGUAAGAAAAUAUUUUAACAACCACAUUUCUUUUUUCUUUACAAUAUAAUUUUUUUUUCUACACAAUCUCACAAUCUAGAUAAAUUAUGCAAAAAUUAUUAAAGCUCACUUCUAGAAUUCACAAUCUUAAAUUAUCAUUUAUUUCUUUUUCAUUAGCUUUAAAUACUCGAUUCACUCAUAUAUUUUAAAAAUUUAAAAUUUAAUUAAUUGCAAGAAAUAUUCACGUUUUUCUUCUAAAACAAAAAAUUUU
This is a messenger RNA of Apis laboriosa (Himalayan honeybee), 2417 nucleotides long. RefSeq names its product odorant receptor 4-like. Gene Ontology annotation, cellular component: plasma membrane. Gene Ontology annotation, molecular function: odorant binding; olfactory receptor activity. Gene Ontology annotation, biological process: sensory perception of smell; detection of chemical stimulus involved in sensory perception of smell. NCBI's taxonomy places the organism in Eukaryota, Metazoa, Arthropoda, Insecta, Hymenoptera, Apidae. The coding region runs from base 274 to 1785 and encodes 503 amino acids. The transcript has 6 exons. The record is from RefSeq and is a predicted model, not a curated record.